This is a messenger RNA of Lathyrus sativus (Indian pea), 642 nucleotides long. Lineage: Eukaryota; Viridiplantae; Streptophyta; Magnoliopsida; Fabales; Fabaceae. The record is from the annotation of a GenBank genome assembly.
AUGGCCAUUCAACUCACCGUUCUACCAAACUCUGGAUUCUCUAUCUCUCUCACGUUCCAACACGUCGCCGGAGACGGAAGAUCACUUCAUCAUUUCAUGAAAUAUUGGGCCUCUCUUUCAAAAGCCAGUGCAAACAACAACGACAAUAGUUUAUUAUCUAUUGAUCUUCCUUUCCAUGAAAGAGAUAGAGUUAAAGACACAAAAGGUCUUAGAUCUAUCUACUUACAAGAACUACGAGAUUCUGAUUCGAAAAACAUGGAAUUUGCGGGUCUUGUUCGAGAUUCUUAUGUUAACAAGGUACGAACAACUUUAGUUUUGAACUAUGAACAAGUUCAGAAUUUGAAAAAUUGGGUCACUGAUAAAUGUAAAGACAGUCAUAGAACACAACAUCUGUCAACUUUUGUUGUAACAAGUUCCUUGAUUUGGUUUUGUAUGGUAAAAUCGGAGGAGAGCGAAAGCAAAAGCGAUCAAGAUGAUUGUGAUGUUGUUGAAGUACAUCUUGAUACGACUGGUUCGAUCUCUCUUUCAGAUUGUAGAGAUGGUGGAGGUGGAAUUGAAGUUGGUUUAGCUCUUGAGAGGUCUCGAAUGGCUAGUUUCAUCAACAUCUUUCAACAGCAACUUGAUAGUAUUUGUAGCAUGUGA